Molecule: messenger RNA, 1100 nt
Organism: Parathielavia appendiculata
Lineage: Eukaryota; Fungi; Ascomycota; Sordariomycetes; Sordariales; Chaetomiaceae
Exons: 1
Coding region: 275-601 (108 amino acids)
Source: RefSeq, a predicted model, not a curated record
GAACAAAGGCCGUGAGGCCAUGGUAUAUCCAAGGUGAGUGAAACACAUCAGCUUUGAACGAAGUAACCCCAGGAAGUCGGCGUCAGCUGCUGCUCACAGUUUGCCGUGUCGUGCGGGGCGGUCCGCGGCCGGUCGAGGGAGGACUAUGUCCGCUGGAGGAACUGGUUGUUGCAGACGCCGCUUCCCGAUGACUUGUCCGGGAGGGUGCUUAGGUAACUGUGGCAUAGUGAGUUUCUUAUCGAAUUCCUCCCUGAUGCUGAAUGGCGUGCUGAUAAUGACCUGUAAUGGUGAUUUUGUCAUCUACGGCAAAGAGGCUGUCUUUUGUCCGUCAGCGGCCGGGUGCUACUGCAACCUGUACGGGCUGUGCAACUUGACAUGCAGUGAGAUUGGCUGCCGAGGCCAAUAUGACUUGCCCAAGUAUUCGACUCUGCCGAGGAGUGGCCAAAAGUCGGUUGGUCUAGGGAGGAGGGGAAUUCCACUCGUCCAGACUGAGCCGUCACGACGCUCUGGUUUGCUUGUUUCCAAGGUACUUUCUCGGUGGCCAGGGCCAGCCUGGGCCUCAUCGGCAGCUCGUCCUGCCGCUUAUUCCCCGUACGAAUGAUCUGCCCUCGGAGAGAAGCCGGAGAACGGUAGAAGCCCCGAACGAUUAUACAUUCCCAAUAAAGUGGCAUCCAAGCUGACCAAGACUCCUUUUUGCAGGUAUUCGGUCCAGCCCAUGUAGACUCCCAGGCCUAUCCAGUGCCCGAGAUUGGGCGACUGCCAUGGAUAUUUGACGAGCGCUCAAGGAAGGCUCGUCAAGUAAGAACCCUGCGUUGAGACUCUGAUUGAGUCUUGUGGUGUCCCGCUCGAUGCUCGGGGUAGGCUGUGAUUUGCGUGGCUUCUCAAAGCCAUGAUGGGAGAGGACAAACGCAAAUGGUCCGCAAAGAAGGUCGUUGCUGGAAGAGCACGUUAUCUGGUAAUGCCGCGGUAGAACCGGGUAUUUCAUGAGCUGGCGACAAUUGCAAGAUUUCGGCAUUCAAUGUACAACCCCUUUUCGACAGAAUUGAAACCCAUCACCAAGAGGACAUUUGUACGGGGGUAUCUGGCCAGCUUCAAUGCCU